AUGAUGCGUUUCAUCCUUUUGCUGUGUGCCGCGUCUUUGGCUGUUGCGCACAAAAACCCGCACUAUGCCUCCGGACGUACCACUAUGGUCCACUUAUUCGAGUGGAAGUGGGACGACAUAGCAGCCGAAUGUGAGAGAUUCCUAGGUCCAAGAGGAUUUGGUGGAGUGCAGAUUUCUCCACCAAACGAAAACCUUGCUAUCUGGUCUCACAACCGGCCAUGGUGGGAAAGAUACCAGCCCAUAUCCUAUCGCCUCGUUACCAGGUCGGGUAAUGAACAGCAAUUCGCGAACAUGGUGCGAAGAUGCAACAACGCUGGUGUUAGGAUUUACGUAGACGCUAUCAUCAAUCACAUGACUGGAACAUGGAAUGAGAACGUUGGAACUGGAGGCAGUACAGCCAACUUUGGUAACUGGCAUUACCCUGCUGUUCCCUAUGGCAGAAACGACUUCAACUGGCCUCAGUGCGUCAUCAAUGGCAACGAUUACAGAAACAAUGCAGCCAGAGUCCGCAACUGUGAACUCUCAGGUUUGAAAGAUUUGAACCAGGGAUCGGAAUACGUCCGUACUCAAAUUGUUAAUUACAUGAAUCGCCUCAUCGACUUGGGAGUUGCUGGAUUCAGAAUUGACGCCGCCAAACAUAUGUGGCCGAAUGAUUUGAGGAUCAUCUACGGAAGGCUAAAGAAUCUUAACACAGGACAUGGUUUCCCAUCUGGUGCUCGUCCCUACAUCUAUCAAGAAGUAAUUGAUCUCGGAGGAGAGGCUGUCAGUCGUGAUGAAUAUACUCCUCUCGCUGCGGUCACUGAGUUCAAAUAUGGUAUGGAGCUCAGCCGAGCUUUCUCUGGUCACAAUCAACUAAGAUGGUUGGUGAACUUUGGGCCUCAAUGGGGUAUGUUGGGUUCUUCAGACGAUGCUCUUACUUUCAUCGAUAACCACGACAACCAGAGAGGCCAUGGAGCUGGUGGAAAUAUUCUGACCCACAAAACAGCUCGCAACUAUAAGGGAGCCAUUGCCUUUAUGUUAGCUCACCCAUAUGGACGACCACAGCUUAUGAGUAGUUUCAGUUUCCACAAUACUGAGGCUGGACCACCAAUGGACAAUAGAGGCAACAUUAUUUCUCCAUCCAUCAAUUCGGACAAUACCUGUGGCAACGGCUGGGUCUGUGAGCACAGAUGGCGUCAGAUCUAUGCUAUGGUUGCAUUCCGUAACGUCGCUGGAAACACUCCUGUAUCUAAUUGGUGGGACAACGGUAGCAACCAGAUCGCUUUCUGUCGUGGAGGAGAAGCAUUUAUCGCUUUCAAUCGCGAUGGCUGGGAUUUGAAUCAGAACUUACAGACUUGCCUCCCGGCGGGUAACUACUGUGACGUUAUCUCCGGUGAGAAGAGAAACAAUCGUUGCACCGGCAAGACUAUAACAGUCGGAGGUGAUGGCCGCGCCCGCAUUCACGUUGGAGCUAACGACUUUGACAUGUUCCUUGCCAUUCAUAGAGGCAGCGAGUCGAGACUGUAA
Molecule: messenger RNA, 1506 nt
Organism: Danaus chrysippus (African queen)
Lineage: Eukaryota; Metazoa; Arthropoda; Insecta; Lepidoptera; Nymphalidae
Source: the annotation of a GenBank genome assembly